Molecule: messenger RNA, 2538 nt
Organism: Didymosphaeria variabile
Lineage: Eukaryota; Fungi; Ascomycota; Dothideomycetes; Pleosporales; Didymosphaeriaceae
Exons: 2
Coding region: 1-2538 (845 amino acids)
Biological process (GO): carbohydrate metabolic process; N-glycan processing
Molecular function (GO): alpha-glucosidase activity
Source: RefSeq, a predicted model, not a curated record
AUGUCCUGCCCUGCUCGCUACGACUUCAAGACGCACCCCGUUGCGCAUCCCUCCGCCAUUGUCGCCGGCGACAAGUACCGCUUUACUGUCCUCACCGAUGGCCUCCUCCGCUUAGAAUGGGCCGCAGACGGACACUUCGAGAAUCGCGCCUCAACUUUCGCUAUCAAUCGCAAGCUUGCCGUGCCGGAUUUUUAUGUUUGGGACCGUGGCGAUGUUCUCGAGAUCGUAACAAAGCGCUUCCAUGUUGUGUACAACAAGAAGGCUUUUAGCUCAGAGGGCUUCGUCAUACAUUUGAAGGGAUCAAUCAGCGCGAAGUGGACUUAUGGACAGGAAGUGUCGAAUUUAGGAGGCACGACUAGGACGCUGGAUCAGGCGAACGGACGGGUGGAUUUGGGCCCUGGUGUGCUGAGUAGGGAGGGUUUCGCGGUGUUGGACGAUAGCAAUACUAUGCUGUUCGAAGAAAAUGGGUGGAUUGCACCGCGCAGGUCUGGGGCGAGGAAAGACAGAAGCGACGAAUACAUUUUCUUGUAUGGACACGAUUAUCGCGAGGCAAUACGGGCAUACUUCGCUGUGAGCGGAAGUCAGCCGCUGCUGCCGAGAUUUGCAAUGGGCAAUUGGUGGUCCAGAUAUCAUCGGUAUGAUGAAAAGGAGUAUUUGGAACUACACGACCAUCUAAACAAGGACGAUGUCCCGAUGAACGUCGCGGUCGUGGAUAUGGAUUGGCACUUGGUCAUUGCAGGGAAGGAGAUCCCCGCUGGCGAGAAUGGGUGGACUGGAUAUACUUGGAAUAAAGAGCUUUUUCCGGACCCGGAUGCCUUUAUUAAGACAUUGCAUGAUCGCGGGAUGAGAGUCUCGCUCAAUGUACACCCUGCGGAUGGUAUUCGACAUUGGGAAGACCAGUAUGAAGAAGUGGCGAAGGCCAUGGGCAUCAACCCGACAUCCAAAGAGCCGGUGCGGUUCGAUUGCACGGACAAGAAGGGCGUUGACUUUUGGUGGAUCGACUGGCAGCAGGGCGAAGGAUCGAAGAUUCCCGGUGUCGACCCACUGUGGGUGCUAAACCACUUCCAUUUCCUGGACAUUGGCCGUGGCAACGAUCGCCCAUUGAUCUUCUCAAGAUUCGGUGGCCCAGGCGCACAACGAUAUCAGGUUGGCUUUUCAGGUGAUGCCAUCAUUACGUGGGACUCGCUGCACUUCCAGCCGGAGUUCACAUCAACUGCAUCGAACAUUGGGUACGGGUGGUGGUCUCACGACAUCGGUGGUCACACUGCUGGCAUCCACAACGACGAAUUGACGACAAGAUGGGUACAGCUAGGCUGCUGGUCGCCCAUCUUGCGUCUACACUCUGACGUCAACCCCUUCAAUAGUCGCGAACCAUGGCGGUAUAACGACGAAGCAUGCAAAAUAAUGGAAGACACGCUGCGUCUUCGACACCGCCUCAUCCCGUACCUCUACACCAUGAAUGCCCGCUCUGCUUUGAAUGACGAGCCCUUAGUCACGCCAUUGUACUGGGACUACCCCGAGGUGGAUGAAGCAUACGAGGUGCCUAAUGAGUACCGCUUCGGUAGUGAACUGCUCCUCGCACCUAUCACACAGCCGAGGGACAAUAUAACACACCUUGGAUCGGCGACGGCGUGGCUGCCGCCCAAAAGAUACGCGGAUAUCUUCACUGGCGUGGUCUACUACGGCGACCGCAGCCUGAACCUUCAUCGCCCGCUGACACAAACGCCCGUCCUCGCACCAGAAGGCGCCAUAAUCCCACUAGACGCCGCCCAGCGUCCCAAGAGCGGCAGCCCGAACCCCGAAGCCAUCGAACUCCUCCUAGUAGUAGGCUCAGACGGCUCCUUCGACCUCAUCGAAGACGAUGGGAAGGGUACCACCGUCGACGACGGCGAAUUCCAGCUCGUUUCCUCUGCUUCUUCCUCCACCUCCUCAGAUGACGGCAUGGAUGUUGACACUGAAGCCAGCAAAACCGUACGCUUCGUCCACACACCCAUCACAUACAAGCAAGAUACCGGCGUCCUCACGAUCGGACCCACAUAUCCUGUUAACGACCCCGCUGUUCCCAAGACCCGCGAGUGGAAGAUCCGCCUCAUCGCCUACACAUCGUCUAACCCUUCAACCUCAGUAGAAGCCAUCCGAUGCAUAACCAUCUCCGCCAAGCGCGCAAAGUCAAUCUCUCAUACUAUUACCUCCUCCCCCACCGGCACCCUCCUCCACCUCGCCUCGGUCCCGACGAAUCAGGCUGUCAUCGUUGAGUUAUCCUCUUCUAGCCCGCAACUAGACGUCGUCGAUCCACUGCCGAAGAUAUGGACCAUUCUAGACCAAGCGAACAUGGAGUUGAACAAGAAGAGGUGGAUUUGGGAGAGCGUGUUUGAGAAGCCAGGGAAGGUCGAGGUCAUGGUGAAUAAGCUGCAGACUAUGGGAUUGGAGAAUGCGUUGGUCAAUUCGUUUGUGGAGUUGCUUUGUGCGGAUGAUCGAUAUGCGGAGCAGGCGAGAGGAGGUGGGAAGGCGGUAGAGGGUGAUUUCGAGGUGUGGUAA